Messenger RNA from Ostertagia ostertagi, 1296 nucleotides. The record is from the annotation of a GenBank genome assembly. Lineage: Eukaryota; Metazoa; Nematoda; Chromadorea; Rhabditida; Trichostrongylidae.
AUGGCUGUACAACCCCCGAAGCGGGUGAGGCCGGCUUCAGCUUCCACCACAGCAGAUGAACGGAUAGCCGCUGUAAACAAGCACGUGUUACCUGCGCUGAAGCAAUACCUGGUGCUGAAAGCGUACAGUGCCGCCACCGCCCGUACGUAUACACAGGAGGUUACCCAGUUUUUAUAUGCGCUGAAAAACAAUGCGGCCGAUAGCUUUGAUGCAGAACGAAUAAAAAGGUACCUGCAGUAUUGUUUUGAAACGCUGCAUUUGGGCGAGCAUACGGUACACAGCCGCAUGAAUGCGCUGAAAUUUUAUUACGAACAGGUGCUGGGAAGGGAAAAGUUUUUAUGGGAGAUUCCCAGGCCGAAAAAGCCGCUUCAGCUGCCGCGGUUUUUUAACCAGGAAGAAGUGGCCGCCAUUAUUAAUACCACUGCCAAUGCGAAGCACAAAACCAUGCUGAUGUUAUGUUACAGUACGGGCAUGCGGGUGAGCGAGGUAGUAAGACUGAAGACGCGGAAUAUAGACAGUAAGCGUAUGUGCAUACUGGUAGAGCAGGCAAAAGGUAAGAAAGACAGGAUGGCGCCGUUGAGCCCGGUGUUGCUGGUAAUGUUGCGGGCGUAUUCGCUGGCAUACAAACCUUCGCCCACUGGCUAUCUUUUUGAAGGGCAGGAGGAGGGUAGUCCGUACAGUACAAGAGGUUUGCAGGAAGUGCUGCAUGCGGCCAAGCAGCGGGCCCUGGUGUAUAAGCCCGGCGGUGUUCAUUCUUUGCGUCAUUCAUUUGCCACGCAUUUGCUUGAUAAGGGAACCGAUAUCAGUAUGAUUCAGAAAUUGCUGGGCCAUAAUGAUAUAAAGACUACGUUGCGCUACCUGCAUACUACCAAUAAGGAUAUAAUGAAUAUUAGACUGAUCGACAGUACACUUCCAUUUGUUGAAGAGUUGCUCAUAAAGUAUGGCGAGUUUUAUCCUUUGGCAUCUGCUGUAACUGUUAGCGACAGUAUUUCUCAAGUGGGAGCUUAUAAUGGCGAUGACAAGCCGCCAUCGGACAAGGUCAUUAUGGAUUUAAAAACGGGUUUUAAAGCUAAAAAGAACGACUAUAAAUGUGUAACUAUUUUCUAUGAUGUAAUUGUUGCAAAGCCGGACACAACACAAAAAGUAGAUGCUGUUGCUGUCUUUGCUGAAUCACAAGGGGACGACUUUGGCUGUGUAAUAUACUUUCCUUACGAAUUGACAAAUGCUAAGGAAUUGAAGUUUCAAGAUGGUGCUUGGAAAGAACUUAACGACAAAGAGAUAUUUGUUAAUUUAUAA